Phycodurus eques (leafy seadragon) is the source of this 5285-nucleotide messenger RNA. RefSeq names its product solute carrier family 22 member 18 (gene slc67a1). Gene Ontology annotation, molecular function: transmembrane transporter activity. The coding region runs from base 3101 to 4333 and encodes 410 amino acids. Lineage: Eukaryota; Metazoa; Chordata; Actinopteri; Syngnathiformes; Syngnathidae. The record is from RefSeq and is a predicted model, not a curated record. The transcript has 4 exons. Gene Ontology annotation, biological process: transmembrane transport.
CCACAGCGUGUCAUCCUUUUCCAUUGCAUGCCUCCAUCUUUCGAACUGUUCCUCCACCUGCUCCCUGCUUUCACUGCAGAUCACAAUGUCAUCUGCAAACAUCAUGGUCCACGGGGAUUCCAGUCUAACCUCAUCUGUCAGCUUAUCCAUCACCAAUGCAAACAGGAAGGGGCUCAGGGCUGAUCCCUGAUGCAGUCCCACCUCCACCUUAAAUUUGUCUGUCACACCUACAGCAUACCUCACCGCUGUUCUGCUGCCCUCGUACAUGUCCAGUAUUAUUCUAACAUACUUCUCUGCCACUCCAGACUUCCGCAUGCAGUACCACAGUUCCUGUCUGGGUACUCUGUCAUACGCUUUCUCUAAAUCUACAAAGACACAAUGCACUUUUCCAUCAACAUCCUCAAAUAAUACAUCUGUGGUACUCUUUCUAGGCAUGAAACCAUACUGUUGCUCGCUAAUCUGUUCUGAGUUUAGCCUCCGCUACUCUUUCCCAUCACUUCAUUGUGUAGCUCAGGCAUGCCCAAUGUCCGUCCCACAUGCCAAAUCCGGCCCAUAUCCAGAUUUCCUCCGACCCGAAGCAUCAUGUCAUAAAAUCAGUAAUAUGUGGCUCGCCAGCACAGUUUCCCACAGUAAACAAUACACACAUAAAAAAAAAAAAAAAAAAGCAAUUGUAUAUUUCACCAGAGGGUGGCAGUAGACCUGUGGCUGCACUCUCGUCACGUGACCCCUCUGUGAACUUUCACCCCUGUGGUAUGUUUUAGCCCAUUUCUAAAAUGGCAACUGAAACUAAAAAGAGGAAAGUUGACAACGAGGGCCGCCGUUUCCAGCACAAGUGGAAAUUGGAGUAUUUUUUCACUGACAUACGAAACAACUGUGUCUGCCGAAUUUGCCAAGAGACUGUGGCUGUUUUCAAAGAAUUCAAUAUUAAGAGGCACUACCAGACGAAACAUGCUAACAACAAGCUAACGGCGAACGAAAAACUGAAGCAACUGCAAGCUGUUUUGAUAGCACAGCAGCGUUUUUUCGCAAGAGCCCGUGACUCAAAUGAAAUUCUACAAAGGGCGUCCAUGGUUCCUGCCUCCACCUCCUUUCCACCUGCAGCCACCCCUGAGGUUGCCGCCCGUGCAUCAGGGGAUGCUACUGAAUCUGUCUGCAAAGCCAUUGGACCCGCCACCUUGGUCACCCAAUCCAGGUCAAGGGUCACCGACCUCCUCAUCAUCACAGCGCUCAUGGCGACAACAUCUGCUGUGGCUGCGGGCUGAUGAGCAUGAGAGAGAAACCAAGACAAAAGACAAAGCACUAAUUGUAAAGCCCAGGGGUCCACCCAAGAGCAGCUCGGUGGAUGGGACACGUCCCACACCGAGGGACGCAGGGCGGUCCGCCAGCCCCACCGAGGCGCCCCAACAACUGGCCACCCGGAGGAGGCCGCAAGGAAACCCAAUGCCACCACCUCCACCAAUAUUUAUUCGGGUGAGUUGGAGCCUAUUCUACCUAGCAUUGGGCAAGAGGUACACCAUGGACCCUGGACUGGUCACUUGACAAUUGCAGGAACCAUUUUGACAAAUCCCAUGGACGCCCAUGGACAUUUAACAGUCUUCAAUUAACUUAACAUACAUGUUUUUGGGAAUGUGGGUGUGUGUGUGGAGUACCCUAAGAAAACCCAUGCAGCACUGGCAGAACAUACAAACGCCACACAGGAAGACCAGAGGGAAGAUUCAAACCCCAAAUCUCAAAACUGUGAGGCAGACAUGCCAACAACUACGCCAAAGGAUUCAGUAGAGCGCCCACGUGGAGGCUGCAUGCAUAAAGAAGUAAGACUUCAGGGAUGUCUCAAUAAAGUUGUUCUUAUGGUGUCCCAAUAAUAUCAUCCCACAUAACCAUUCACAUUUUCAUUUGGAUCAGGGUGCACUUAAUUCUGCACUGAAACAUACCUGAACCUGCUGGAUGUAUUUGGGCAUCAGCUCAGCCACAUACUCCCCAAAUUCUGUCAGUUGGUUGUGGGCGACUGCAUCCUUGGGCCGCAUGGUGGCUGUGGAGAAGGCGUGAAGAGGUAAAAAGAUGUUCAUAAGACUAAGUAAACCACUGACCUCUAACUUCACAGGCAGAUCUUUUAAAUAAACCUGCAAUUGUUACUGUGAAUCAAUACUUUGGAGUUCCAUUUAAAAAUACCUAUUUUCUAAGAAUAUUUAGAUUGAUUGUUGGAAUAAUUGCAUGUACCCAAACAACAGCCUGUUUCAUGAUUUGAGGUUAUGGGUGUCCUGUUUAGGAGUUCCGAUCCUACUGAAACGACAAAAAGAAAUUUGUCCAAAUGUGCCAUAGUCCAUCAUUAACCUAAGUUAAUGUCAUGGUUGUUUCCUGCAGUUCCAUCUGCUCAAAUCCCUGCUUCCUGCUCGCUCCUUGUCCCAACGGUCCACCCUCUCGCCUUGGAUAUCCUUACCCUGAGCCAACCUUCAAUAAACUAUUCUAAAUCUACUCCCGCCGCUUCAGUCUGCUUUUGGGUCCAGUCAAAGCUGGUACGAAUUAGAAUCGUGACAGAAUACUCUGCCCAUCAUGGACCCAGCAACACCAAAAGCGUACAGGGAAGCGCUCACCCAUCAGGGCACGCAAAUAGGCAGACAGGACAAAGCCCUCCGCGAGAUCAUGGAAUCUUUGAAUACCCUCACACAACAAGUAUCCCUUCUGUCCUCCGAGAGCCACUUCAGCAAUCCUUCCGUGAGUAUUCCUCCCAAGCCCACAGCCCCAGCCCCCCUCCUGUACAAAGAGCCACACGUUUCUCCUCCGACUGUACUCUGGGGACCUAGGUUCAUGUAGCCAAUUUUUAUUAAACUCCUCAUUAGUCUUUGACCUUCAACCAUUUAGUUACCCCACGGACAAAUGCUGCCUCUUGUCCAUCACUGUUUGGAGUCCAUUCUGUCACUCCAAUUGUCUUCUCUUGGCCGUUCCUCCCUCCCUCCAGUAAAACGGAGGUUUACUGGAGGGAGGAGGUUUACCUCCGUCACCUGCCACACCUGUCGAUCUCUCCCGGGCUCCGGAGAAAUACCACAACCUUUCGCCAGUGUUCAGUAAAGAUCUUGCCAUUUCACUCCCCUCCACCGCCCCUAUGACUGCCCCAUUGACCUCCAGCCCUGUGCCCCUCUCCCUUCCAGCCACCCGUUUAACCUGUCCCAUCCAGAAAAGGAAGCUCUGGAGGAGUAUAUCAGCGACUCCCUUGCCUCAGGACUCAUCUGGCCCGCCUCUUCUCCACUGGGGGGCGGAUUCAUUUUUGUCGACAAGAAAGAUACCACUCUCCGCCUUUGUAUUGACUUCCGUGGUCUCAAUGACAGUGAAAAAUAAAGCCCCCCUGCCACUCAUUGACCCAUCCUUCGAACCCCUCUGCAACGUUCAAAUAUUCACUAAGUUGGAUCUACGCAACGCGUAUCAUCUCAUCCCCAUUCGAGAGGGGGACAAAUGGAAGACUGCCUUCAACACUCCCCUCAGACACAGAGCACCUGGUCAUGGCUUUUGGAUUAACCAACGCCCCCGCAGUUUUCAAACCAUCAACGACAUCCUCUGUGACAUGCUCAACCGGUUCGUCUUUGUAUAUCUUGACGACAUCGUCAUCUUCUCUCGCUCCCCUGACGUACAUCACCAGCAUGUCUGCCAAGUCCUUCAGCGCCUACUCGAAAACCGCCUUUUUGUUAAACCAGAGAAGUGUGAAUUCCAUCUCUCCUCCAUUCACUUCUUAGGAUACAUCAUUGCAAAGGGUCAGUUACAACCUGAGAUCCAAGCCGUUGUCGACUGGCCCAUUCCCUCCACCCGCAAGGAGCUGCAACGAUUCCUCGGCUUCGCCAAUUUCUACCGUCGGUUCAUCUUUGACAACAGCAAGGUUGCUAUCCCCCUCACCAGUCUCACCUCAACCAGUUCCCCUGCCGCAUCGCAAGCAUUCGAACGCCUUAAGGAACUAUUCACCAGUGCCCCCAUCUUGAGACACUCCGACCCUUCCCUGCAGUUCAUCGUGGAAGUUGACGCCUCUGACAUGGGAGCUGGAGCAGUCCUCUCCCAGCGAGACCCUGUGUCCCAAAAAUUACAUCCCUGUCCUCUGAAGGUUAGUCCUCCACAUAUUCAGACUUCAUGGCAUUCCAAUAGACAUCGUCUCAGACAGAGGUCCUCAGUUCUCCUCCCAUGUCUGGAAGACGUUCUGCAAGGCGGUGGGCGCAGCAGCCAGUCCGUCUUCCGGCUACCACCCCCAAUCCAACGGCCAGACAGAGCGGGCGAACCAGAGCCUGGAAUCUGCUCUUCACUGUGCUGCCGCUCACAAUCCUGCCUCCUGGAGCACCUUCCUUCCGUGGGUUAAAUAUGCCCAUAACUCCCUCGCCAGCUCCGUCACAGGUAUGCCUCCAUUUAUGGCUUGUUACAGUUUCCAACCUCUGUUAUUUAAGGAACAGAAGCAUAUGGUGGCGGUUUCCGCGGUGAGGGAGCACCUACUAUGGGUCCAAUCCGUAUGGGCUGCUCUGAGUCGUUCUGCUGAGAGUAACAAGCGGCUGGCCGAUCUCCAUCGCUCUCCCAUGGCAGAAGACAAGGCUGGUUAGAUGGUUUGGAUCUCCUCCCGUGACCUCCCUCUCCAGACUUAAUCCUGAAAGCUCAUUCCAAGUUUCAUUGGUCAACUUCCCUAUCAUCAAAAUCAUCAACACCACCUCUGUACAGUUAAAACUUCCCCUAUCUCCUAAGAUCCACCCAACAUUUCCCUCGUUUCCCUGCUCAAGCCAGUCUCCACCAGUGCCCUUAGCCCUGCGGCCGUAACCCCCCCACCUGUCUCCCGCCCCAGCAAAUCAGCACCACCUUGGCCGCGCACCACAUCAGGACUCAUCACUCCCAUUGUGGUACACGGGAAGACCCUCAAUCUCUUGUAAGCAAGUCACUUGCUUUCCCAAAAUCAUACUUACCUCGUGUUCUCCUUCGUCUCCAGUGCCCCCCCCAGCCACGCCGCCAAGCUACCCCACCUGCUCACGUCCCCGCUUCCUGCUCACGCAUUGUCCCGACAGGCCACCAUCUCACCUUGGAUAUCCUUACCCUGAGCCAACCAUCAAUAAACCAUUCUAAAUCCACUCCCUCUGCUUCAGUCUGCUUUUGGGUCCAGUCAAAGCUGAUUUAGUACGAAUUAGUAUUCUAGAAUAGUAUUCUAUUCUAGACCGCAAAUACAAAACAAUCACAUGGAAAUACAAUAAGUAUGACGGUCAUUACCUCAAAAUGUCAUGUGUUGGGACUGUCAUGAACUGACGCAUUACAAAGCAUAACCCAAUAUAGCU